Alosa alosa (allis shad) is the source of this 1193-nucleotide messenger RNA. It is a transcript of the gene wnt9b, whose product is annotated as wingless-type MMTV integration site family, member 9B. Gene Ontology annotation, cellular component: extracellular region. Gene Ontology annotation, molecular function: cytokine activity; frizzled binding. The record is from RefSeq and is a predicted model, not a curated record. Gene Ontology annotation, biological process: cell fate commitment; multicellular organism development; canonical Wnt signaling pathway. NCBI's taxonomy places the organism in Eukaryota, Metazoa, Chordata, Actinopteri, Clupeiformes, Clupeidae. Bases 34 to 1173 code for a protein of 379 amino acids. The transcript is spliced from 4 exons.
CAGCGAGAUGAAGAGCAUCGCCGAUCCGUCAUCAUGUGCACCGGGCUCCGACGGACCGCCUGCCUGUUGCGCCUCACCGCAAUCUGCGUCUUUCUCUCCCACACGGCCGCCUACUUCGGGCUGACAGGUCGGGAGCCCUUGGUCUUUCUACCGGGUCCCUUCUCCAGUGAUCCCCCAUCGGGCAAAGCGCACCUGAAACAAUGCGAGCAGCUGAGCUUGACCCGCCGACAGAAGCGUUUGUGUCGCCGGGAGCCUGGGCUGGCUGAAACGUUAAGAGAGUCGGUUCGCCUCAGCCUCUUGGAGUGUCGGUACCAGUUCCGCAAUGAACGAUGGAACUGUAGCAUGGAUGGCCGUGGCAGCCUCUUGAAAAGAAGUUUCAAGGAAACGGCAUUCCUCCUGGCCGUGUCUUCCGCAGCAUUAUCUCACGCACUGGCGAAAGCCUGCAGCUCGGGGCGCAUGGAGCGCUGCACGUGCGACGACUCGCCCGGCCUGCAGCACCGCGAGGCCUGGCAGUGGGGCGUCUGUGGGGAUAAUUUGAAGUACAGCACCAAGUUCCUCAAAAAGUUCCUGGGCCAGAAACGGGUUAGCAAGGACUUGAGGGCCCACAUCGACUCCCAUAAUAUCAAUGUGGGGAUUCGGGCGGUGAAGAGCGGCCUCAAGACCACCUGCAAGUGCCACGGCGUGUCGGGCUCGUGUGCCGUGCGCACCUGCUGGAAGCAGCUGUCGCCCUUCCACGACACGGGCCGCCUGCUCAAGUUCCGCUACGACACGGCCGUGCGGGUCCUCAGCGCCACCAACGUCGCCACCGCCGGGGACGUGGAGCUCUCCGGAGGCGGCCACCGCAGGUACCCCUCAGCCGCCCCCUCCGGCUCGGGCACCUCAGGGGGCUCCGGGGCCGCCAUCGCCGCCAUGACGCCCCGGGCACGCCCCACCGAGCUGGUCUACCUGGAGGAGUCGCCGAGCUUCUGCCGGCAGUCGCGCUACUCGCCGGGCACAGCGGGCCGGCCGUGCGCCAAGGACACCAGCUGCGGCAGCCUGUGCUGCGGGCGCGGCUACAACACGGCGCUGCGCCUCACCACGCUCUCCUGCCACUGCCAGGUGCGCUGGUGCUGCCACGUGGAGUGCCAGACCUGCCUCCGCGAGGAGGAGGUGUACACCUGCAAGAAACACUGACCGAGGGGACGAGAGGGACC